GCGAGCAAUGACUUGCGCAGUGGAGCACAGGAGGAAGCAAAUGAAUAACGACGAGGUGUAAUAAUAAAAUACUCUCAUUUAAAAAUAUUACUCGGUCUGAACUGUGCGGGAUAUUUGGAAACCAAUUGCACUCGUAAUGAGAAAAUACACACCUUUUCUUCUUCUUCUAACUGUUGCUGUGGCCUGUGGUCUCAAUCUCAAAAGAGAUGCUGGUAAUGAGCAAACAUUGGCUCGUUCAUCAACUUUGAAAAGAGUAGUGAGGAAACUGUCGGUUGAUCCAGACAGCUUACGCCCGCUACGACGCACCAAGAGGCGAUGGGUCCUGACUACCAUUGAGGUUGAAGAAGGAGAUCCUGGUCCUUUUCCCAAGUUUGCUGCAAAUCUUUUCAAUGACAGGGAAAUCAACCUUACCAUUAAAUACCUAAUCAGUGGUCCAGGAGUUGAUGAGAAUCCACGUGGAUAUUUUUCUGUGGAUGACAAAACCGGCGAGGUGUACAUGCUUAAGACCGUAGAUCGAGAAACAACGCCUACCUUUGUAAUCAAGUUUGAUGUUGCUGACCGGAGAACAGGAAAAAUAGUUGACCAGUCCUUGGUGUUUAAUAUUGAUGUAAAAGAUAAAAAUGACAAUGCACCAAAGUUCAAAAACUCAGUAGUAGAUGUCCUUUUGAAAGAGAACAGUCCUGCAGGGAGUGAUGUCUUUCUACUGCAAGCUGAAGACACUGACCAACGUGGCACCCCCAACUCAGAAUUCUCCUAUUCUGUCGUUUCUCAGGAACCUCCCUCAACAAAAUCUCAAUUUACCAUUAAUCCAAAGACUGGCAUUUUGUCUUUUGAAGGGUGUCUGGAUUAUCAGUCUACCAAGUCCUACAAGAUACUUGUUGAAGCAAAAGACCACGGAGAUCCACAACUUUCAUCCACGGCAACGAUGAACAUCAAAAUUGAAGAUGCUAACAAUAACCCACCUGUAUUUGUUAAGAAAGAGUUCACAGGAAACGUGAAGGAACAGCAGGUAGGUGUGUCUGUAUUAAGGGUCAGUGUGGAAGACAAAGACACACCCAAUACACCAGCAUGGAGAGCCAAGUAUACUGUGACAAAAGGCAAUGAAGAUGGCAAUUACAAGAUAGAGACUGACCCACAAACAAACGACGGAAUCCUCACAGUAAUCAAGCCCAUGGACUAUGAGAAGGGAUCCCGGAAUGAGCUGGAGAUUUCAGUGGAGAACGAGGAGCCUCUCUACAUCUGCCCUGGAGCGGGAGGAAGAGUCCCUACAGCCGGGGGGUACCGUGUCCCUGUGGUCGUCAAUGUUGAGGACGUCAAUGACCCUCCCUAUUUUGAUCCUUCCGAGAUUACAGUCUACCAGACUGAGGGCACCAAGGUUCCAAUACAGCUUGGCAAGGUUCAUGCAGUAGACCUGGAUGCAGCACACAGUACUCUAAGGUAUGAAAUACCUGCAGGCGGUGACCCAGCGAAAUGGUUAACAGUUGAUAAAAACACUGGCGAGGUCACAGUCAUUGCAGAAAUGGACAGAGAGUCUCCCUAUGUUAACAACAGCAUUUACUCUGUGAUUGUGCUUGCUAUUGAUGACGGAAAGCCCCCACAGACUGGUACAGCCACAGUGCUCAUCCAUUUGACGGAUGUCAAUGACAACAACCCCUUCCUUGACUCCAAAUACGUGCACAUGUGCGACGACCCCAAAGACACCUCCAUCGUAGUAAAGGCUACAGACAAGGACAUUGAGCCGUACUCAGGACCCUUCAUCUUCCAGCUCCUGGACAAGGGGAAUGACGUGACGAACACAUGGAAACUGGAGCAACUACAGGGGGAGUCCAUCAAACUUUUAAGGCUGCGAGAACUGCCAACUGGCAACUAUACCGUGCCUUUGAAAAUCAUUGAUCAGCAGGGCUUAGCGACAGAGGAGGACCUCAUGUUAAGAAUCUGCGAGUGCUCUCAAGAGGGCGUCUGUAGACCUUUGGAAGCUCAGUCGACCAGUUUUGGAGGAGCUGCUAUUGGGGCCCUGAUAGGAGCUCUUCUGCUGAUGCUGUUACUCUUGCUCUGUUGUGUGCGCUGUGAAUGCAGUGGAAAGAAGAUCAGCGAGUUCCCUCCAGACACUGUUGAUGAAGGAAACCAGACCCUCAUCAAGUACAAUGAUGAAGGAGGUGGCUGCCGUUCUCAGGCUUCCCCACCAGUCAUUAUGCCUUUACCUACAGCUGACCACGGAACGACAAAGAACAGCAUGCAGAAUGUAUCUGAAUUGGACAGAACCAUCCAGACAUUACCUCAACGCAGUUCCUGGGGCUUGAGGGAGGACAGGAUGUAUGGGAUGCAUAUGGAGCCAGCCAUGUACUCCAGAAUAAUGAGCCUUAAAGAACAGAAUCUGGAAUCUGAAAGAAUGAAUCUGCAAGAGAAGAUCGCUAUGAGGCUGUUUGUCCUUAAUGGUUUAGAUGCCAACUUUAAUAACUAUGAGCCACACAUCUAUGCGGAGGAGGGCGAGCUACACAAAGUUCACUCCCUGGAUGACAUUAGCAUUGCCAACAACAGCCAAGGACUGGACUUCCUGCAAGACUUGGGGCCAAAGUUCAGAACGCUGGGAGGAGUCUGCCAAGAGGUCCUGGCACAGAAAGGCUUUACAUUGAAGUCAGCAACAAAGGGUUAUUGACCUACGUACUGUGCUAGUGGCCCCUUUGUGCAAUCUCCAUCUAGUGCAGGCACAUUGAGCACAUUCGUAAACUUUCUUAUUUUCUUAUCUGAAUGUUUUGGUACUUGCAAAGGUCCUGCAAAUGUUUCAUUUUGUAUCAAUUAUUUUACUUCCAGUCACAAGUUGCUAUAAGUUUUGCUGUGCUCCACUCCUUGAAAAAAUGUUGCCUUAAAGUACACAGUAUACAUACACCAUCAUUAGAGGUCUCACCGUGUGCAGUUCUGUAGAUACAACAAAGGAGAGACUAUCCCAGAAGUAAUCCCAAUGGAAGUUGUAUUGAUAAAAGCUACAUGACCAGUAUAAUUACAUACAGUAAUGCUGGUAAACAUUAUGCAAGUUGGCAUCAAAUUCAUACAUGAACCCAAGUACAAAACUACAUCGAGGCAAACCCUAUUCAGAGCUACUAUAAAAUCCUAUUAGAUAUUGUAAAUGUCACACCAUGCGGAAAGUAGUCUGUAAACAGCGCAUGCUCAUUUUCUUAUCACUGCUGAGCAGCCACUUUCAUUAAGGCCUUCCUCAGCACAUUUGUCCAGAGACCUCCCAUUUAAACCACUAGGAACAGUCGCAGGCUUUCAGACUGCUAGCGUACCAUUUCCGAGAUUUGUAAUUUAGCACUGAUGUUAGACACGCAUGCGCUGAAUGGUGUUUAAAUAGAGGAUACGCAUCGGCUGUACUGAAACGUGCAGCAAGGUCUGGGGGCCUUCCUCUCAAGUCACAUGGGUGUAUUGCAUUCCACAGCAUUAUGUGUUCAGUCUGUUGCCCCUGUCUUGUGUAAUAUUUGUAUUUUUAGUUUAUGGAGGUAACUGGAGUUAAAGUUGAUGCCAGGCUAAAAUGUCCGAAGGCUGGAGGUACAAUGUUCACAUGUCUAAAAGAUAGGAAGACUACAGCUAAAGGGCAGGAAACCCUAAAGGCACACAGUGAAAUCAUUUCAAAUGUAUAAUCGCACAAGAGCAGCUCUUAGGUGUCCAGUAAUAUAUUCAGUUAAAGCUGAGGUUUGGGACCGCAAGCUGUGCAAUUACUAGCAUUCUGACUGCGUGUCUCUUGUGGUGUGUUAUAAUACAGUGGACACUUAUUAAAACUUUCUAGGAAGUGUUUUUGUUUUGUUUAGUACACUAUUAGAAAUAAAAAACAAGUGUUAUUUUUUCAUUAAAGGUUGGUUUCUACUGGUGUUUUGCUUCUUAGAUAUUACAUUUUUAAUUCCAUGUUUUCAAAAAUUGCAUUACAAAGUUUUUUUUUUACGUCAGCAAAUCUGCACAUAAGUCAUGUGGCUUUCUGCAUCGCUUGAGUUUGGGUUUCAAUAGUUUUUCUAUUUAAACACUUUCAAUUACAUAAAAAAAAAUAAAAUAAAAAAAUAAUGGUCUGCAAGGGAAGGUUAUAGACAUGUAUGGUUAUGACUAUGUGUUAAGCUUGUUACAGAUUUUAUUUUUACAUUUUCGAGGUGCUGGUGUAUGUUUUCUAAAGAAUUCACUAUGAAGAUUGCUGUACUGUUUGUAUGUGUAUUACAAUGUUAAUAUAAUGCACUAUGAAGAUUGCUAUAUUUGUAUGUGUAUUACAAUAUUAAUAUAGUGUAGUUGAUGACGACUAUUAGAAGUCAAGGUGUUGUAACAUCCAAGAUUUCUUUGCCAAACGAUAUUUUUACCGAGGAAAAUGUUACCCAAAAAACACUUCAUAGCCUAGACUGAUUUUCACAUACAUGUACAUUUUAAAAAUAAACAUUUGUAUAUUA
Molecule: messenger RNA, 4421 nt
Organism: Acipenser ruthenus (sterlet)
Lineage: Eukaryota; Metazoa; Chordata; Actinopteri; Acipenseriformes; Acipenseridae
Product: cadherin-like protein 26
Exons: 17
Coding region: 137-2656 (839 amino acids)
Biological process (GO): multicellular organism development; cell-cell junction assembly; homophilic cell-cell adhesion
Cellular component (GO): catenin complex; adherens junction; plasma membrane
Molecular function (GO): cadherin binding; calcium ion binding
Source: RefSeq, a predicted model, not a curated record